UCAGCAUAGCAGACAUAGUGGCCCAGGUGACCAGUCCAUCUGGUCAGGUCCAGGAGGCUGACAUCAUGGAGGGAGAGAACAACACCUACUGCAUCCGCUUUGUUCCCACGGAGACCGGCGUGCACACAGUGUGUGUGAAGUACGCGGGCGUGCACGUACCCGGCAGCCCCUUCCAGUUCACAGUGGGGCCCCUUGGAGAAGGAGGAGCCCACAAGGUCCGCGCUGCAGGGCCCGGGCUGGAGCGGGCAGAGGCUGGAGUACCAGCUGAGUUCAGUAUCUGGACGCGGGAGGCAGGUGCAGGGGGUCUCAGCAUUGCGGUGGAGGGGCCCAGUAAAGCAGAGAUCACCUUCGAGGACCGCAAGGAUGGAUCCAGUGGAGUAUCCUACAUGGUCCAGGAGUCAGGAAACUAUGAGGUGUCUGUCUGUUUCAACGAAGAGCACAUCCCUGACAGCCCCUUCGUGGUUCCCGUGGCAUCGCCCUCUGAUGACGCCAGACGACUCACUGUUGCCGGUCUUCAGAUCGUUCACAGCUUUGUGGAAGUUACCUGUGGCGCUGAUGUUUAUGCCGAGGAGUCCGGGUUGAAGGUCAAUCACCCAGCAUCCUUUGCUGUGAGCCUUAACGGAGCGAAGGGACAGAUUGACGCUAAAGUACACAGCCCAUCCGGAGCCCUGGAGGGCUGCUGUGUUACUGAGCUAGACCAAGAUAAAUAUGCUGUGAUGUUCAUUCCCAGAGAGAACGGUCUGUAUCUGAUCGAUGUAAAGUUCAACGGCAGCCACAUCCCUGACAGCCCUUUCCAAAUCAGAGUUGGGGAGACGGGACAGGCUGGAGACCCAGGCAGGGUGACCGCAUACGGAGCUGGGUUAGAGGGAGGAACCAGUGGUACAGCCUGUGAGUUCGUGGUCAACACCAGUACAGCAGGACCCGGGGCCCUGGCGGUGACCAUCGACGGCCCCUCCAAGGGGAAGGUGGACUGUGUUGAGUGUCCGGAGGGUUACAAGGUGACCUACACCCCCAUGGCUCCAGGAAAUUACUUAAUCUCCAUCAGAUACGGAGGACCUUACCACAUCGUAGGAUCCCCCUUCAAGGCCAAGAUCACUGGCUCCGAGCGGGUCAGUAGCCAUAGCAACCAUGAGACGUCCAGCGUCAUGGUCGAUGCCAUGACUCGCCAUGUCAGCUACUCCCACCAGGGAGCUCUCAGCCAAUCGGACGCCAGCUGUGUGACAGCCAAGGGGCUCGGCCUAUCAAAGGGUUUCAUCGACCAGAAGAACAACUUCAGCGUCGACUGCAGCAAAGCAGGUCGUAACAUGCUGUUGGUGGGUGUGGACGGGCCCAGGGUUCCCUGUGAGGAAGUUCUAGUGAAGCAUCUUGGGAACCGUGUCUAUAACGUCAGCUAUCAGCUCAAGGAGAAGGGAGAGUACAUCCUGGUAGUGAAGUGGGGAGAACAACACAUCCCUGGGAGCCCGUACCAUAUUAUUGUCUAGACCAAUCAGAUUCUACCACAUCACUGUUUAGACCAAUCAGAUUCUACCACAUCACUGUCUUCACCAGGGUUCCCCAAAUGGCGGCCCGGUAAUUUUAUUUCAAAGUUUUCUGAACAGUAUAUAAAUAAAUGUUAUUUAAAUGUCUUAUUGUUGGACAUAAAAGACUAAACACAAUUUAAAAAAAUAAACACUCACAGGUCAUUUUUGGCAUGCGUGUUGUCGACUCCUGGUCUCGACCAAUCAGAUUGGUGAAUUCAGAAUCCUCAAAACUAGCACUUUGUCUAGACCAAUCAGAGGGUCCCAAGUCACUGUCUAACCAAUCAGCGAUUACAACCUUCCAAACUCAUACAACAACCCAAACCAACCAAUAAUGCAUAAACACUGAAUAUCCCUCUCUUCAUCUGUCGGUCCUCCCCAUCAUUCUUCUCUUCAUCCCUCUAUCCUCCGUCCCCAUCAUUCUUCUGUCCUCCCUCCUCAUCAUUCUUCUGUCCUCCCUCCCCAUCAUUCUUCUGUCCUCCCUCCCCAUCAUUCUUCUGUCCUCCCUCCCCAUCAUUCUUCUGUCCUCCCUCCCCAUCAUCCCUCUGUCCUCCCUCCCCAUCAUUCUACUCUUCAUCCCUCUAUCCUCCCUCCCCAUCAUUCUUCUGUCCUCCCUCCCCAUCAUUCUUCUGUCCUCCCUCCCCAUCAUCCCUCUAUCCUCCCUCCCCAUCAUUCUACUCUUCAUCCCUCUAUCCUCCCUCCCCAUCAUUCUUCUGUCCUCCCUCCCCAUCGUUCUUCUGUCCUCCCUCCCCAUCGUUCUUCUGUCCUCCCUCCCCAUCGUUCUGUCCUCCCUCCCCAUCGUUCUUCUGUCCUCCCUCCCCAUCGUUCUUCUGUCCUCCCUCCCCAUCGUUCUUCUGUCCUCCCUCCCCAUCGUUCUUCUGUCCUCCCUCCCCAUCGUUCUUCUCUUCAUCCCUCCCCAUCGUUCUUCUCUUCAUCCCAUCGUUCUUCUCUUCAUCCCUCUAUCCUCCCUCCCCAUCAUCCCUCCCCAUAUCCUCCCUCCCCAUCAUUCCUCUCUUCAUCCCUCUAUCCUCCCUCCCCAUCAUCCCCCUAUCCUCCAUUCCCAUCAUCCCACUGUCCUCCCUCCCUCCCCAUCAUAAUCAUUAUCAGUUAUAGAGGAGAAACAUGCACCUUUUUAUUACUGUAACUAGCUUAGCAACAUGUAGCUUCCUUUCCCCACACAGUGAUUAGAUGUGUGCAAGUGCUAGCCUAGCAUAGUAUAGUGUGUUGGUAUAGGGGUUUGCUUAGCGUAGCAUAGUAUAUUGGUAUAGAGAUUAGCCUAAUGCUAGUCCAGUGUGUUUAUAAUGCUAAUUUUAACACGUUUUUAUUUUAGCUUCUGCAGGCUUGGUGUUAGCCUGUCUUAACCAAUUACUAGUAUUGAAUAAUAACUGUAAUGUUAGUAGUAUUGAAUAAUAACUGUAAUGUUAGUAGUAUUGAAUAAUAACUGUAAUGUUAGUAGUAUUGAAUAAUAACUGUAAUGUUACUAGUAUUGAAUAAUAACUGACACAGUAGUAUCAGUCCUUUAGGUUUGUUAGUCAGUAUUCCAGAACAAAAAAUAACCUUGUCUGUUAAAGGGCUUUAGAGUGUUUUAAUACACAAUAAAGAUGUGUAAGUAUUUUUCUGUCAA
This is a messenger RNA of Oncorhynchus keta (chum salmon), 3141 nucleotides long. Its product is annotated as filamin-B-like. The record is from RefSeq and is a predicted model, not a curated record. The coding region runs from base 66 to 1481 and encodes 471 amino acids. Gene Ontology annotation, molecular function: actin filament binding. The transcript has 9 exons. Gene Ontology annotation, biological process: actin cytoskeleton organization. NCBI's taxonomy places the organism in Eukaryota, Metazoa, Chordata, Actinopteri, Salmoniformes, Salmonidae.